AUGCUGGACCCCCGCCCUCGCGACGAGCGCCUGCGGACGUGCACCCGUCGACUGCGAGACGCAACCAUCCUUGACGUAAAGCCCUACCUUGCAGCUCCAACCCACGAAAGUCCGCCCCCACAAGCUGACCAGCUAUCUGCAGUGGCAGAGUUCCAGACCAGGCUGCUGCAGGAUGACUUUCUUGCCCAGCUUAGUGACGAUGUCCUAAAAAGCUUCUCUAUCUCAGAACUGCGGAGUAAGCGGCGGGCUGAGUCCUUGGCCUCGCAAGUAUAUCGGAUACAACAGCGCAUUCUGGACGAUAGCGAUCACUCUGACCCUCUUGAUCGUGGCUGUACCGGUGGACAGGUGUCUCCCCUUACAUCUUCAAGGCACCGGAGAGAGUCUCAGAAAAGCAGCUGUAGCAAGUCUUCUGCAAGCCCUGAAGCAUCUGCCUCGUCUCAUAGCAAUACUAAUCCCAUUUUUGCCGGAGAGUUUGAUAACCGGCUCAAGCAACUGCAGAUGGAGCAAUCUCAGCGCCAAAGGACACAAGGUACUCGCCUGGUGCGGCCUUCAUCAGCCAAUGCUACAAAAUGUAACACACUUGCUGACCUGGCUGCUACUAGUAGCACGACCGAAACAGCUUCACUGUGCGCCACGCUUCGAGAUACGAAAACUGAUUUAGAUCUCCAUGGAAUGUUGGAGAAUCUUUACAAAGAUAGAGACAUUCUGAGACGCACUAUUGCAAAAGCCUCCAAUGAAGUAGACUCGCGGAAUCAAUUGCUGAAGACACAGCUUAAAGAUAAUGAAAAGCUCAUUCAGGCAUGCCUCAUGGCUCUGCAGCAAAGGAGCCAUGAAUUGAAGGACGGCCACCUCUCUGCCGAUCAGUAUCUCAAAAGUUACCUCCUUGGAAGCUAUGACAAACUUACUCCCUUGCCCACAAAAUGUUCUGCACCAAAAGUUACAGCUGGUAUACGACCUUCCACAGCAUCGGUCUCUCACCGUGGAGAAAGGCUUGUGCCAGAAUAUGUAGUAUCUGCAAUCAGGGAUCCUAUUGCCGCGCCAACCUCUUCUUCAUGCGCUCCAAAUGACCUUUACAACCAAACAUCCUCAGCACUGUUCCCUAUACUAGCACAAUCUCGUCUGCGUCAGAGCAUGCAUCAAGAUCAGAAGCCGUUUGGCGAGGGCUGCGCAUAUCUUCCAUCCAAAGACACUGUUGUUCCAGAGAAAGGUCAAGACCCCACAAAUACCUACAACAACCAAGUAGAGGAUGGUGCUAGUGUCUGUGCUCCUAUGUUUUCGAAUUGCACAGCACCUUCUAUUAAACAUACAAACGCUAUGCAACUACACACAUUGAUGUUUAGCCCACACGCUAUGAAGGCCUUUAUAACAGGGACUAAUGUAAUUAAGCUUGUGUGCCCCGAUGCUCUUGCACUCGGUCAAAGUAGUUGUCGCUAUAUCGGUAACAUUGUAGAGCCCUUGCUAUUGAUUGGUAAUACUGUUAUAAAUGUAUCUUCUAUACACACACUAAGAGAGCGGCUAGCGAAGUGUUUUUUCUAUGAACCUGAUGGCUUGCUGAUUUCCCCCAUGGAGCGGAACUUCGUCUGGGCGACCUUAUGCUUUGUUCUUUACAAACACCCAGAUGCUAUUUUUAUUCCUCGUAGUGGCAACCUAUUGCAAACAGCUCAGUUUAUUCUGCCUUUUGACGUGGCUCUUAAACCCACACAUGUGCUCUUGGAAGUGUCCAUCAUUGCUCCGUCGUUACCUCUUAAGAGCUAUGCCAUUGCUAAUGUGGCAGUACCCUACUUUAAUGACAGGCCCGCGCUUCCCCGUGCAACACGGAUAGAGGCGAUAUCAAAAUAUCAACGACGGAUCUACUUUUCAAUUGAUAGAAUGCGCUUCGUGCUGAAUAAGGCAGCCCGCGUUGUUGCCACUUAUCUCAGGAAAACGACAGACGUCCUGGAAUAG
Molecule: messenger RNA, 1944 nt
Organism: Giardia duodenalis
Lineage: Eukaryota; Fornicata; Diplomonadida; Hexamitidae
Exons: 1
Coding region: 1-1944 (647 amino acids)
Source: RefSeq, a predicted model, not a curated record